AUGAUGUUCGAACAUGUACUAGUUUUGAGUGUAUAUUUAUUUUCUAUCGGUAUCUAUGGAUUGAUCACAAGUCGAAACAUGGUUAGAGCACUUAUGUGUCUUGAUCUUAUACUAAAUUCGGUUAAUAUUAAUCUCGUAACAUUUUCUGAUUUAUUUGAUAGUCGACAAUUAAAAGGAGACAUUUUCUCAAUCUUUGUUAUAGCUGUUGCAGCUGCUGAAGCAGCUAUUGGUCUAGCUAUUGUUUCGUCGAUCUACCGUAACAGAAAAUCAACUCGUAUCAAUCAAUCCAACUUGUUGAAUAAUUAG
Molecule: messenger RNA, 306 nt
Organism: Dioscorea cayenensis subsp. rotundata (Guinea yam)
Lineage: Eukaryota; Viridiplantae; Streptophyta; Magnoliopsida; Dioscoreales; Dioscoreaceae
Source: the annotation of a RefSeq genome assembly